Messenger RNA from Cotesia congregata, 399 nucleotides. The record is from the annotation of a GenBank genome assembly. Lineage: Eukaryota; Metazoa; Arthropoda; Insecta; Hymenoptera; Braconidae.
AUGACAAUCUUAUCCGAGUCACUUUUAUUCGCAUUUGCACUUCUUGAUACAGGAGCUGUGCUAUUUCUGCUGGUUAGUGUAAUUGCAUUAUCGGAUCUUGAGUGUGAUUAUUUAAAUGCACAGCAAUGUUGUGCAAGACUAAAUAAGUGGAUAAUACCAAAGAUAGCGGCACAUAGUUUUUUGGAUUUUUUAAUGUUAAUACAUGGUCAAUGGUUGCUUGCACUAGUUAAUCUUCCAAUGACUAUGUGGCUGUGUUAUGAAUAUUUUACAAUACCACGAGGUAACCUUGGUGUCUUUGAUCCUACUGAAAUACACAACAGAGGUCAACUAAAGAAACAUAAUCGAGAUUGUAUGAUUUACCUUGGAUACAAUCUUAUAUUCUUUUUCAUCUAUCUUUAC